Babesia ovata is the source of this 561-nucleotide messenger RNA. Its product is annotated as dihydrolipoamide acyltransferase, putative. The transcript has 2 exons. The record is from RefSeq and is a predicted model, not a curated record. Bases 1 to 561 code for a protein of 186 amino acids. Lineage: Eukaryota; Apicomplexa; Aconoidasida; Piroplasmida; Babesiidae.
AUGUUUGAUAGAAUCGCUUCGCGAUGCGUGACGGCGGCGGUCACGAGAACGCGCUCAGCCUUCCAGGGUAGAGAGGCACGCCGACUCUCGAUCUCGCCCAGAGAACGGCCAAGCUGCGACGGCACUAGGCCACAACACAUCGCAAUCAGAGCGCCAACCGAUGCGCGUUCGUAUUCUACAGGCGAGGAACGAGGAUACCUUGAGCCGAGGGUGCAGCAAGUGGGUACGCCGCUCAACACACUCGAUUGCGGGACCUUGUUCAUAGUCAAGGUCCCCGCCAUCGGUAACGGGGUGGAACACGGGAAGAUAUACGAGUGGCACAAACGAACGGGCGACCAAGUGGAGCUUGGCGAGCUCAUUUGCGUCAUAGAGACCGACCAGGUGGCUGGCGUGGUGGUAGAAACUGUGGGAAAUGAGGGUAAGGGGUCGAAAAAUGCAUCACUAUCCACUGCAGGUUGCAAGGUCAACGUCGGCGGUGACCUCAUAAUAAUACGCCAGGACGACGAACCCGAGGAAGGCGACGAAGACGCAGAAGCAGAAGAUGGGCAAGAGGAAGAGUAG